This is a messenger RNA of Selaginella moellendorffii, 1152 nucleotides long. Its product is annotated as leucine carboxyl methyltransferase 1 homolog. Lineage: Eukaryota; Viridiplantae; Streptophyta; Lycopodiopsida; Selaginellales; Selaginellaceae. The record is from RefSeq and is a predicted model, not a curated record. Gene Ontology annotation, molecular function: methyltransferase activity. The coding region runs from base 9 to 986 and encodes 325 amino acids. Gene Ontology annotation, biological process: methylation. The transcript has 12 exons.
UGUGCUCCAUGGCGGCUCCUCCUCGCGCGAGCAGUAGCCGCGCAGCGGUCCAGGCGACCAAUGACGAUGCCUCCGCGAGCAAGCUAUCCUGUGUAAGGAAAGGCUACAUGACAGACAACUACGUUCAGUAUUUCGUGAGAAGACCUGUUAAGAGGUCACCUUUGAUCAACAGAGGGUACUUUGCUCGAUGGGCUGCUAUACGGGCGCUCUUGAUGCAGUUCCUUUCUCAACCCAGCUCGAAAAGGAAGCAGAUAGUUUCUCUGGGAGCUGGUUUUGAUACAACGUUCUUUCAACUCAACGAGGAAGAAAAUGCUCCGGAUAUUUUUAUGGAGGUGGAUUUCUUGGAGGUGACAAGUAAAAAGGCUAUGAUCGUUGCGGCGUGCAAAGAGAUGGCAAGACACCUUGAAUCCCCAGUCUUCGCCCCCGAAAAAGGGGAAAUAAGCAGUGAGCACUACAAGCUCUUUGCUUGUGAUCUAACAGACACCGCAAGGCUGGAUGCUGUCUGCGAAAAGGCGGACUUGGACUUAAGUGCACCGACCCUGAUUCUUGCGGAAUGUGUUUUGAUAUACAUGGAUCCAGAGGCUAGUCGUGCACUUUUAAGAUGGGCCGCGAGCAAGUUCUCAAAUGCAGUAUUUGUAGCAUAUGAACAAAUCCAUGGAGAGGACGCCUUUGGGCAACAAAUGAUACGAAAUCUCGAGAGCCGUGGAUGUCCUCUACUGGGAAUUCACGAUACAUCUACGCUCGAGUCCAAGAUGAACCGGUUCUUAGAAACAGGAUGGAAGAGGGCAGUGGCGGUGGAUAUGGACGAAAUCUACAAUCGUCACAUCGAUCCUGUUGAGAGGAGAAGGAUCGAGAGGCUGGAGAUCUUUGACGAGUUUGAAGAAUGGCAUAUCAUGCAGGAGCACUACUGUGUUGCUUACGGUAUCAUCGAUGAGAAUGAAACGUUUGCUGGAUUUGGAUUUUCGCAAAUCUCCAGCGAAAGCUAGCUGACAAUGGUGUCUAUAUCCCUGUGAUGAAUUUACUCCCGAGAGAUUGUGUUCUUGUGCUAGAAAUUGAGUAGAAGAGGUCGCAAUAUCUUUGUCAUGUUUCACAAGGGUCAUACGGAACUACCGAAGAGGCUGUACAAAAGCAAUAGAUUCGAAUUUAUAAGCA